Molecule: messenger RNA, 1251 nt
Organism: Elaeis guineensis (African oil palm)
Lineage: Eukaryota; Viridiplantae; Streptophyta; Magnoliopsida; Arecales; Arecaceae
Source: RefSeq, a predicted model, not a curated record
UAUUUUCUCCUCCCGCACCCUCUCUCUCUCUCCCGCGCUUUUCUCCUCUUCAUCUCCCUUUUCUUUCCUUCGUCUUCCGUGGACGCCGCCCCGGCCACCAAAGGACCAAUUCCUAAUCCUGCCGGCGACUGGACCGUCGUCUCCCGUCGCCGCCGCGGCAAACAGUGGCAGAGGGACCCCCACCCCGACCCUACUCGCCCCCGAAUCAAAACCUUAGCCCUAACCCCAACGGCUUCAUCGCCAUGGACUCCGAUCUAUUCCGUCAUCGAACCCGCGAGGAAAUCCAAGCUCCUCCAAAGGAUGCAAUCCGCCGUCCGACGACUUGAGGGCUCCCGAUUCUACCAACGAUUUCUCUCCCGGUUGCGGGACGCCAAGAUCCGGAACGGCCUCGCUAGGGUUUUGGGCUCGGGAAGGGAGUUUCAGAUGGUGGUCUACGGCAUCGGGAGCAUCGAGUCCUACGACCCUCCGCGCCUCCAGUUCGCUCUUGCUGUCCUCCUCCGGCGGGAGUUCGGCCCGGCCGUGGCGUCCGUCGACGUGUUCGACCCGGUCCUGUCGGCCACCGAGUGCGCGGUGGUGAGGGCGCUGGGUUGCACAGUGGUCCCUAUGGACGAGCAGGGGCGAAGGGAGGCGACGGUGCCGACGCUGUUCUACAUGCCGCACUGCGAGGCGGCCCUGUAUGAUGCCCUGCUGGAGGCCAAUUGGAGGCCGUCGAUGUUGAAUCGGAUGGUGGUUCUGGGGAACAGCUUCGCUGCGUAUGACAAGUACAUGGAGGAGGUGGCCUGGAGUAAUGGGAGCGUGGCACUUCGGCAAGUCAGCACUCGAUCUCGUAGACCUUCUGCUCAAGAUCCUAUUCUCGAUGCUGACAUUCCCGAUGGGAAGAAUGGCCCAGCAUCAAGUUUCCACCGAAAGAAGCAGGAGACCAUCAGUGUUGUCGAUCGUGGGCAAACCCAUGGUGGGAGAGUGGUCGCUAGUCGAGAGAGACCAAUCGAUGAGAUCCUUGAGGGGAAUUCUUCAGGACCAAUGACUAGUCCUGAUGACUGUACCGAGACAGCAACGCCUAAGGAGUUGGCUAGGGGGCUAUUGCUGCUCCAUAGCCUACUGCAGCUACUGGACGACGGUCGUCAAUACUUAGACUUGGUGAAUCAGAUCAUCAUACCAUUGCGGUUUUGCCACCAUUGGUGGUUCCUCUGGCUUCGCCAACCUAUGCAAGGUGGAAGAUUGGGUGGUUCCACCCCGACUCCAUCUUGUUGA